AUGCAGUCCUUGUUUUUGGAUUCACAGCCAGGGGCGCUCCAGAAUCUGGACGGUCACAAGUCAUAUGCAGCCAAGGCAUUUCGAUCAGGGAGCGACGCUGAGAGAGAAGUUGGGAUCAUGGCCAAGCUCCGGGGCUGCCCUGGAGUUGUCUCCUUCAGAGAUUUCAUCAAGGAGAGAGAUGGAGGACAGUGUUUUGGGAGUAUUAUUAUGGAACUAUGUGGAUCUAGUCUUGCUGAUUGCUUGCGCGUUUCCGGGCGGAUGAGCGAAGAAGAAGCAGCUCAGAUUGUCAAGCAGCUGGCAGAGACUCUCAAAGAGAUGCAUUCGAGAGGCAUAAUUCACCGGGAUCUCAAGCCGGGCAACAUCCUUUUCAAGCUAGACGCGCGCGACAAAGUGGUGAUUAGUGACUUUGGUAUUGCCACAGACGACCCUGAGGAGAUGUUGCAGUACUGUGGCACGGCAAAGUACAUGGCACCCGAGGUGGCAGAGAACAAGGAUGGGAGCUUCUACACAGCAGCUAUCGACGUGUGGGGGCUUGGAGCAAUUUUAUACGAGAUGCUGGGAAAGGGAGGAUAUCAGCCGAGUGAAGCAUUUGAUUGUGUGCGACAGGGGGCAUCCCCGGUUGGUCCUUUCUCGUUUGUAGCGGAGGAUCUCCUUGACAAGAUGCUGGCUGUGGAUCCGAAACAAAGGCUGACAGUCGAUCAGGUUCUACAACACCCUUGCAGAAGCAGCAGCAGUAAGAUCUACAGGACGUGGAGGAGGCCCUGUGGUGCGAAAAGGAGUGCUCCUGGCCUCGACAAGGACUUGGUCGUGAAGAAAGUUCGAGCGGUUUAA
Selaginella moellendorffii is the source of this 831-nucleotide messenger RNA. Its product is annotated as MAP kinase-interacting serine/threonine-protein kinase 2. Gene Ontology annotation, biological process: mitotic DNA damage checkpoint signaling; protein phosphorylation. Gene Ontology annotation, molecular function: protein serine/threonine kinase activity; ATP binding. The transcript has 2 exons. NCBI's taxonomy places the organism in Eukaryota, Viridiplantae, Streptophyta, Lycopodiopsida, Selaginellales, Selaginellaceae. The record is from RefSeq and is a predicted model, not a curated record. Gene Ontology annotation, cellular component: nucleus; cytoplasm. Bases 1 to 831 code for a protein of 276 amino acids.